GGCUCGGGGGCUGGGGGGCGGGGGGAGAGGAGAGGAGGGAGGCACCGCCCCGAGCCCCGCGCUCCGGAAGUGAAGUGGCCAGACCACCAGCUAAUGGACGCGGAGCGGAGCAUUCGCUGACCGCUCUAAGCGCCAGGGGCUCCAAGCCGCCUUGCCGGGAGGCUUCUCUCCGAGGGUUCCUGGUGGCAGAGUGGAAGCCAUCGUCCCUCGGUUUGGAGUGAAGAGAAGCAUCGGAGAUCCGAGAGGUGUGGGAAAGGCAGUUGUCCCAGGCGCCUCAGGGUGAGCACACGUGGCUGCCAACAGCCUUGAGAAGACAGCAGCCACCGGACUGCAGAUCCACAGGCAGGGACCCGGUCAGAACCAAGACUCAAGCCGCCCACCUUGGAUCAGGUCUGAAGACAUACUGGGGAGAAGGCAGGGCUCGCUGGUCCAGAACACUGGAGACUGUCUUGGAGUGCACUCACCUGGGUGACACGUUUAGAACGCGCUGAAGGUAUUGGUAACCCGGCAGGGUUAGAGUGAGCAAGGGCCCGGGACAAUGGCGCUGGCACUGCUGGAGGACUGGUGCGGGAUGAUGGGCGUGGAUGAGCAGAAGUCGCUGAUGGUUACGGGGAUCCCGGUGGACUGCGACGAGGCUGAGAUCCAGGAGGUCCUCCAGGAGACCUUAAAGUCCCUGGGCAGGUACAGACUGCUCGGCAAGAUAUUCCGGAAGCAGGAGAACGCCAACGCGGUCCUGCUAGAGCUCACGGAGGACGCUGACGUCCCCGGGAUCCCCAGCGAGAUUCAGGGCAAGGGGGGUGUCUGGAAGGUGAUCUUUAAGACCCCCAAUCAGGACACGGAAUUUCUUGAAAGACUGAACCUCUUUCUAGACAAAGAGGGGCAGACCGUGUCGGGGAUGUUCCGAGCCCUCGGGCACGAGGGGGUGUCCCCCGCCGCAGCGCCCUGCGUGUCGCCCGAGCUGUUGGCCCACUUGGUGGCGCAGGCCAUAGCGCAUGCGCCUCAGCCCCUGCUGCCCAUGCGCUACCGGAAGCUGCGCGUGUUCUCGGGCAGCGCAGUUCCGGCGCCGGAGGAGGAGCCCUUCGAGAUCUGGCUGGAACAGGCCACGGAGAUCGUCAGAGAGUGGCCGGUGGCAGAGGCGGAAAAGAAAAGGUGGCUGAUGGAAAGCCUGCGCGGCCCGGCCCUGGACCUCAUGCACAUCGUGCAGGCGGACAACCCGUCGGUCAGCGUGGAAGAGUGUCUGGAGGCGUUUAAACAGGUGUUCGGGAGCCUGGAGAGCCGCAGGACCUCCCAGGUGCGGUACCUGAAGACCUACCAGGAGGAGGGAGAGAAGGUCUCAGCCUACGUGCUGCGGUUGGAGAUCCUGCUCCGCAGAGCGGUGGAGAAGCGGGCCAUCCCCAGGAACAUCGCCGACCAGGUCCGCCUGGAGCAGGUGAUGGCCGGGGCCAGCCUCAGCGAGGUCCUGUGGUGUCGGCUGCGCGAGCUGAAGGAUCAGGGCCCGCCCCCCAACUUCCUCGAGUUAAUGAAGGUGAUCCGGGAGGAGGAGGAGGAGGAGGCCGCCUUUGAGAACGAGAAUAUUGAGGAGCCAGAGGAAGGGGUGGGCUGGGAUCAUGAAGGAGGCCGCUAGCCACCCCCCGGGAGCGGGACCCUCCACUGGUCAGCCUGGGAUGUUCAGCUGAGACCUCAGUACCUUUUCCUUUAACGUAUGAAAUUGAAAUCGAGGCAUUCAAGCCAAUUCUUGAUUUUUUCUAAGGAAAAAAACAUGCCUGGGAGUUCUUAGACUCUAGGUAGAUUAUUGAUAAACAAAAGAUGAAAUAUCAAAUUCCAGUAAGCCCCAACGCAGUGUUUUCCAACCAUUUUUAUUACACAGCACACUUGAAUUUAUAAACUUUUGCAGCACCCUUAAAUUAUGUUGAUCCAAAAAAAGUUUUAAAAAGGAAUAUACUCUGCUCGGGAGGCUGAGGCAAGAGAAUCGCGGAAGCCCAAGAGCUGGAGGUUGCUGUGAGCCGUGUGACGCCACGGCACUCUACCGAGGGCGGUACAGUGAGACUCUGUCUCUACAAAAAAAAAAGGAAUAUACUUACUGUGUUUGAACUUCUUUCGAAAAUCAUUUAAUUAAUGAGCUUUAAAAGUUUUUGCAGCACCCCGGAGACCCUCUCACGGUACACCAGUUGAAAAUCACUGCCCUAAAGAAAUCUAGAACACUGUACUUCCUUUAAGUACCCCCAGACAGGCCAAAGUUUACCGUCCCAUAGAAGAAGAAUCAACAUUUGAAAAAAAAUGUAUCUUCUGCAGUAAAAUUUGAUAAAUGAAGCUGUUUGACUUGUCUGGUGUUUUCUUUCUCCAGCCAGCCAGUUCUCUCUGAGUACCUAGCAUCAUUGAGACUGGGGACAGUAGUUACAGGCUGCAGCUAAGUCCCCAGUAAACAGUUACAAACCCACCAAAUGGGCCAUGCCGGGGGCAGGCUCCAGUCUGGAUGAGCAGAUGGUCUGGACAGGUGAAGGACAACUAACCCCAAUAUAUUAUUAUGUAAAUAAUUUCAUAACCCAAAUAGAAGUGGCAUCACCCUACAAAUAGGACUAUUGCUGCUGGUAGGUUCCUUCCGUGUAAAGUAUUCCUCCCCUCAGAGGGUUCCAGAACAAGGUGCUGUGUCAGGUCCCAAGGACACAGGUGACUAGGAUCAGUACCUGCCUUCAAGAGGUCCUCAGUCUGAGAGAUGUCCCCAAAGGCUGCAUGUAAGAGAAGUUCCACCUCCACGUCACAUGCAUGAGGGGAGGAUGUGCAGGCCGGUCUGCUUAGAGAAGAAGGCUCUAGUGGUAACAGGAAAGGAAAGGAGCUCACAUUUAUUGAGGGCCUACUGUGUGCAAUGUCUUUCUCGUGUAGCUCAUUAAGUGUGUACAGCAAUCCCAUUGUGGUAAUAUUUUGCUCUUUAUAAAGAGAAAGAAACUGAGGCUCCGAAGGUUAAAUGGUCUCAACACCAAAAUACUGAGAAGCAGUAGAGUCAAAACAGAAGCCCAGAACUCCCAGACCAAACGCUAAUCCACUCUCUACCAUCAUAAUGGCUUUCAAAUUGUGCUCCACAGUUCUGCAGAGAUUUUUCAGCAGUUUCAAAAUGUAUUUUAAACUCUUUAAAUCUCUACAUAACAGGUAAGCUCAAAUGUGCUAACAACCAAAUUUUAACAUGCCAGUCUUCACUAAUAGGUUUGCUUUUAUUUCCAGAUUGACACAUUUUGUGCAGACCUCAAAACAAAGCUCCCCUGUGGUCUCUGCGCACGUAGAUGAACUACUUUUAAUUGUUAAUAGAUUUAAAAACCUGUAGCACCUGGUGGGUGUUUCCAUCCACCCGUGCAUGUCAUGCAAAAUGUGUGAGUCCAGCAUAAAUGAACACCAUUUAGGUACAUACAGCUUCAACACAAUUGACGGAUGGUCCCAUGGUAGAUUUGUAUGUACUAUGAACACGUGGCUUAGCUUCUCUGAUCAUCAGUUUCCUCGUGAAAAAUGAGAAGAUGAGGGCGGCGCCUGUGGCUCAGUGAGUAGGGCGCCGGCCCCAUAUGCCGAGGGUGGCGGGUUCAAACCCAGCCCCGGCCAAACUGCAACAAAAAAAAAAAAUAGCCGGGCGUUGUGGCGGGCGCCUGUAGUCCCAGCUGCUCGGGAGGCUGAGGCAAGAGAAUCGCUUAAGCCCAAGAGUUAGAGGUUGCUGUGAGCCGUGUGACGCCACGACACUCUACCCGAGGGCGGUACGGUGAGACUCUGUAUCUACAAAAAAAAAAAAGAAAAAUGAGAAGAUGAAAGUGUCGGAUUGUUAUUAGGAUCAAAUGACAUGAUGUCUGGAACAUAGAAAGAAGGUCCUUAAUACGCUGAGGCUGUUAUGACUUUUGUGAUGCUUAUGAUCUGCUCAAUGCAUGCUUCCCUUUAUCCUGACCGUUGGGUAGUAACAAGUAAAUAUGAAAUCUUCCAGUCAAAUUGUGAUAACAUUGCAUUAGAAACCUUGUCAGCUCUUAUUGUGAACUUGAGUGCUUGUCAUAUUUUAUAUUUGUGAUAAGUAUCCUAGUGGUCGUUGUUGAUUGUUAGAGGUUUGACUUUGAAAUAGUAAUUUAUUUUUUCUGAUUGUGGGUCCGUUUUAACUGGAGAAUACCCUGAGAUUGUAAGAUAAGCUUUUUAUGAAAAAAAAGUAUCAUUCAUGAUCAUGUAUCUUUCUAAAUUAUAUUUUCAAUACCAUUUGACCAAAGUGAUGCAAUUGACAUCCGUUACACUGAUUUCACGUGGAUUUUCUGUUCAUGAAAAUGGCUUCAUUGUUAUCACUUAUUGACAGUAUACAAAGUAAAAUGUUAUAAAUGUGAAGUUAUAAAAUAAAUAUAUGCUCAUAAAAAUCCUGCAUUUUUUUUU
Nycticebus coucang (slow loris) is the source of this 4383-nucleotide messenger RNA. RefSeq names its product PNMA family member 2 (gene PNMA2). The coding region runs from base 539 to 1624 and encodes 361 amino acids. The transcript is spliced from 2 exons. The record is from RefSeq and is a predicted model, not a curated record. Lineage: Eukaryota; Metazoa; Chordata; Mammalia; Primates; Lorisidae.